Amoebophrya sp. A120 is the source of this 3836-nucleotide messenger RNA. The record is from the annotation of a GenBank genome assembly. NCBI's taxonomy places the organism in Eukaryota, Dinophyceae, Syndiniales, Amoebophryaceae.
UCUUGAAUUUGAUCUUGCAAGCAGGGGUUGAGCUUGAUCCUGCAAAAAAGAAACAUGAAAGUCUUCCGAACAAAGACGGUGGUCGUGGUUCUUGCUGGGAGUGUGGCCGGUUUUAUUUUCGGCGGAGGGCCGGAACCGACAGCGGCUCUCGAUGUCGGGGAGUUUCUAUGGAAGUGUGGAAGAGCUACUUUCAUCCCUCGUCUUCAUUUGGCAUGUCAAACCACAACUGCAUCUGUUCUGCAUCUCUCACGCUUGUUACGGCCUUUUUCUUUGCACCACGCCUGACACGUUCUUGCAGAAGAAGGGCAAUAUAGCAUACUACCUACGUCUACAUGAUGAAUUUGACAUAGUAAUAAAUAAAUCACUUUUGUUUGAUGUAAAAUGCAGAAACGAAAGUACUUUCUGGUCCUGGUCGGCGUGUUGUUUUCUGUUGCUUCUCACGCCGUGCAGAGCCUCAGGCACGAGGCGAAGGGAAGUACUUAAGUAGUUCUUGCGCGCUGGGAUACUUUCUGGGCCGCCUCGGUCUUGGAACGGGUACCGGCGAGGGCACUACGAAAACCAACAAGGCGCCGGACCAGCUGACCUGUGCAAAGUUUUUCGAAAAGGCCAAGCAAAAAGAAAUUAUGGAGGAUCCUCCUCCUCAUCCUGAAUUCGAAACUGAGCUUUGCGUUCGCUUCGCGGAGCUAUUGUAUUACAAGGACCCUGAGAUAUCGAAUACAAUUGUGAUGUCUCGGUCUGGACACUUGUGACGCUGGGUGGACACGACCCAUGUUGAGGAUGCCUCAACUACUCCAGACAAGCAUGUUGACAUAGUAUUUAUUGAGUUCUUCUUGCUAGGUGUUGCCCAUUGGCAUUGCCAUUCUGCAUGGCAAACAGCACUUCUACAUUAGAGAAAACUGGGGCAUUUCUUUGAGUACUUCAUAACGUGUAGCAUGACAGGAGAUUUGAGAACCUUCAUGCUGGCCGAGCAUGACAAACCUUCUACUUGAUCUUGAGGACUCAAGGUCGCUGAAUUCUUCCAGACCAAGUGGACAUAUAAUUUGCAAUGCAUAUCAGAAGGCAGUGUACAAAAAUGGUGCGGAAAACGACAAUUUGGAUGCCCCCGAUGAUUUUUUUGAAAAUCGUUUCAAAAAUACACCGGACAAGGAGGAUCGUGACACGUAUCCUGGGUUGUAAAAACGUUCCAACCCCAGAGUCAGGAUGCGAGUUUCGUUUUGGGAUAAAGUUUAGUAAGUUUCUAUCUGAACAAGACGUGUAUUGAAGCAGGCUAGCAAGAAGGGUAGCCGCAUGAUCACAAACCACCUCGCACUCGUCGCUAGUAUCCUGUUUGAUACUGCAUUAAAAGAAUUUUUCCAUAACACCAUUUAUGAACAAUGUAAUAUCUCAUCUCUUCGUGGGAAGAUGCGCGUUGCAAAUGUAUGUGCAGGAGAUGCAUACCUUCUGCAUGCCUUGGUGGAAGAUGACAGGGUUCUACGAGCUAUUUUGGGUUUCAUUGCUCAUAUCUUCUGCAUGCCAUCUCUGGGGUGGGAACUUUUUUACUCAGGAUAGCACCGUUCUCGUUGGUCUGAACGAUGCAGUGACAACUUGCUGCGAAGUAUGGCCCGCUCACUUCGACUUUCCCGACAUUAUCUCUCAAUGGUUUGAAAUUGAAGUUGGCCGCGUUUUAUCAGUUGCAUGGUGCGGAACAAAAAAAGAAAAAUCGCAGCCCCAAAAAUGAAAAUAAAAGUGCGCCGAAUGUGAAAUCGACCGCACGAAAAUUAUACUCUAUGUAAACCAGAAAAAAUAAUAAUAAGUAUCAUGGGUCCCCGUCCCCUAGAAAGUGAAAAGUGCUGGGAUUUUGCGUUUCAACUCUGACACACUCGCCCCCUUUCGAACUAGCCGCCGCGGUAUAUUACUUGAGCGCGUAAGAGUUGAAAGGGGGCCCGGAGGGGUUGCCCCCUUGUCCUUGAAGGGCUCCGUCAAGGGGUGCCUUUUUUUUUGUUUUUAAAGUCAAUAACUUCGGCCCUGGUGAAGCUCCCAUACGAAGAUGCCCCCCGCAUAUUCGGACGCGAAAGUCGCCUCCUGGGUCUUAUGCCAUCCGCCUGCGUGGUUGGCGGAGCAGCUGUAUUGAAUAAAAGAAAACCGCACAUCAGGAAGUCGAAGCAGCUGUGUCAACAUCAGUCACAAACGCAACUGUUGUCACUAGGAAGUUGAGAUCGUCUAGUCUGAGCGGGGCAUAUUCUAACUAUGGACCGCACUUGCUUCAUACGCAGAUCACGAUCACCGGGGGGCAGCAAGUGCCCUGCCAGGACGAAGUCAGAAAAGCCCUGGAGGAACAUGGUCAAUCGCCUUCGACCGAACAUGAAGUGUGCCAAGAGCUCGCGUUUUUCCUGGGUUACAAGGGUUCCAACAAGGCGCAGUACAACUCUGACGCUGCCAGCAAAACCUUCACUGCUCCCAAACCCAAUCCUCCUCCUGUAUGGAAAGCCACGGUCACGGCUGGGAACCACAACAUGCUGACAACUUGCUGCACUGUAUGCCCCGCUCACGUCGACUAGGCAUUAUAUGCUUGGCAUUUUUAUUCGACAGCUUGAUUGUGAUAUGUGCAUAUUAUAGACCACAUAUUCUGUGUCGAAAGUUACAUUUUCGACCAUUUCGAAUUCGACCCAGAAAAUUGUAUGAAAAUAUGAUGUGUUUUGAGGCCUUUCGCUUUCUAGAAUAGAAGUUUAUAAUAAACUUCUACGUAGAAGAACAACGAAGCCGUUGUCUUCAUCUUUUUAGCUGAAUUGGUCUAGUCUUUUGAGCGGGGCAUAUCUUGGCUACGGUCCACACGUGGCUGCGCAAAGUGCUGCACCGGGCGCGAACCCGAACACACCGGCCGCGGGCGCACGGGUCGCGAACGCACCGGGCGCGAACCCGAACACACCGGUCGCGAACAAGCAGCAGCGCCCAGACACGCCAGUUUGUUGCUGCUGAAACUUGGUUCUUACGAGGAAGUGGCUCGUGGUGCCAGGAGGCGCGUUGGCGUAAGCAGCAGCGUUGUUCUUCUCGUUGAUCAUUUUGUGGAUUUCGUCGUCUUAAGGUCCUGUUGCUGUUCUUGGGACGUCUCGCUUUUCCAGUUGUACGAAUGAAAUGUCGAUAAUGGACAGCACGGACCUACUUGCUUAUGUCGGAGGCGUAGCCAAAGCCAUAAAUUGUAUCGAGGACUGCACGUGGACGAACGCGAAGCUGUAAGUACCACUCAAAUUUUUGUUUUCCAGUUGCCUGCGAAUUUUUAGGUGAAGUUUUGAAUUGACUUUUGCAAUUGCAUCCUUUCUUUGAAUUCAUCGCUUAUUUUCUACAACACAUUCAUCGUUUUCCUUUUCUAUCUGCUAAACUACUGCGCGCACUUUUUCCCUACUUGUUAUUGUAACUGUUAAACUUCUUACUGCAGUAUUUCUGUUCGCGUUUAUUUAUCAUCUUCAUCAGAAUUGACUUUUCGAAAAUUUACUCACCGAGCAAUGUUAUUAUAUCCUAAGAAUACUAUGAUGUACCGACCACGACUUAUAUUUAUUUUAACGAACAUCAAAGACUACUUUUACUUUUUACCCUCAAAUAAAUCGGAGUAGAGCUAUUAGCUUCAUCGUCUGCAUCAGGGCCGGGCUACUAGCUUCUUUUUGUGGAGAUGAGUACACAAAUAUAACCGCCUUGCGCUGGUGGAGCUGGUACGUCACUCACUCCAAUUCAAACGCGGCCUCGACGUGCUCGCGCAGCAGGGAAGCAGGUGACAGAGCGCUCUGAUUAUUCUUUCUGGCAACAUGAUAGAUCAACAUUACGUAUCCUUGAAAUUGAAAACCCUCAUAACGGACAGUAGAGAA